Messenger RNA from Lingula anatina, 949 nucleotides. RefSeq lists its product as uncharacterized. NCBI's taxonomy places the organism in Eukaryota, Metazoa, Brachiopoda, Lingulata, Lingulida, Lingulidae. Gene Ontology annotation, molecular function: protease binding; death domain binding. Gene Ontology annotation, biological process: regulation of apoptotic process. The record is from RefSeq and is a predicted model, not a curated record.
GAGAAGUUACUUUAGAGACCUACAGUGUGUACGUACUUGAACACUAGGGAGGUUUCUCAAAAUGUGAUAAAGCUGCGACCAUGACCGAUGACGUCAAUGUCCGACUGUCAAUAGAGGCACACGAGGACACCUUGAUGCGUAACCUCGUGUUGUCCAAGUCUGUUCUGGACGCAAUGGUGCAAGAAAAGUUGCUUUCGCCGGCCAUGAUGGAUAUCAUAAAGUCCAAGAAAACAAAUGAAGAGCAACUGGCAAAGAUCCUGGAUAUUACUAAGCACUCUGGACCAAUAACAUUUAGGAAAUUUAUUCGUGUUUUGAAGGUGACGAUGCAUGGGUGGCUUGCGAGCCUUUUAGAAGAACACAGCCCAUCUGAAACAACCGCCGUGCAGCCCAAUACUGCCUUAGAACGGAAUUUACCUCAUGAUGUUGAAGAUGAGCUGGAAAAUUUUAAAGAUGAAAAAAUGAAAGUACUGCAGUUUUCCAAUCAGGAAAAUACUGAUGCUUCGCUACAACCGUCAAGAAUGGAACAGACGGCAGACAUUUUAACUCUACAACAUGGCGACCAAACCCCUGAUGACGUCAUACCCCCGGCAGACGACAGUCUUCAAUCUUUGAUGAUCUAUUUUGAAAACCAAAAGGCGGCCACGUCCUCAGUCCUCGCCUCUCUUAAGGAAGAGGAGAAAAUGAUAAAGCGCCUGCUGUCGAAGAAUCAACUCGACCAGCAACAGUACAAGUUCACGGAGUACACUCUCAAUGGAAUAUGUGAUAAGCUCAAACGAGUGCAAACAGACAGCAGCACCCUGAGCGGGCUAGACCUUCUGAAGAUGAACGAACGCUUAGAUCACAUUAAACAGCUUGCUCUACAGUAACAAGGAGUUUUUUAAGAUCCAACUUUGAAAUAUUUGUCUGUUUCCGUUAUAGCCCCAAAGGCAUCAGACUAUCAAAUCCAGAA